Messenger RNA from Beauveria bassiana ARSEF 2860, 2256 nucleotides. RefSeq names its product polysaccharide synthase Cps1p. Gene Ontology annotation, cellular component: telomerase holoenzyme complex. The transcript is spliced from 3 exons. Lineage: Eukaryota; Fungi; Ascomycota; Sordariomycetes; Hypocreales; Cordycipitaceae. Gene Ontology annotation, molecular function: telomerase RNA binding; protein binding; telomeric repeat DNA binding. Bases 1 to 2256 code for a protein of 751 amino acids. Gene Ontology annotation, biological process: nuclear-transcribed mRNA catabolic process, nonsense-mediated decay. The record is from RefSeq and is a predicted model, not a curated record.
AUGGCUGAAUUGCAAAAUCGCUGGGUAAAUCACCUUCGCAACAACGCUCGUCAGGAGCCCUCGGAGCGCAAUCUCCGCUGUCUUGUCUGCGCCGAGGACAUUCUGCCCGAUAUUGACGCUUUUCGCGCCCAUAUCCGUGCCGACGAACCAAAGCACUCGACACUCACUGGAGACGCCGACAUUGUAGAGGCGUUUCGGAAAAUGUCCAUCCAUCCCGCUAAGCAGAGAACCGAAAGCACUUCGUCAAAGUCUGGAGUUCCAAACUCAACAAGGAGCCCACCAAUGAAGCCAAGCCUGAGACACUUGGACGACAAGGACGGCACCAAUAGUCGGAAAGUCGAACAACCAAUGACGACUGACCAGCCCGAACCUUCUACCCCUUCAUCCAAGCCCAACAAGGCACGUUCGCCACCCUCAUCUCCGGUCCCGGCCGUAUCACCCCUCACUACACCUAGCCGUUCUCAUCGCCGUAACGGCAUUUCCGCUGAUUUUGAUCGCGGCGACGCAGCCAAACACUUCACCAGUCGUCAACUCUGGAAUCCAGAUGAGCCCAAGAGUCGCGGGACCCGCGUCAGGACCUCAGCACAGAAGCGAUUCAGGCAUCACAACCGCCCGUCGCCAAAGAACGCGUCCACAGUUUUCGAAGUACACCCUGUCGACAUGUCUGCUACUCCGGGCUUCACUCUAUUCCGCCAACCCGAGACGAAGCCCAUCUCGCAAGAACAGCUAACUAGGGAGGUCAAAGACAUUUAUUCGGGCCUGACGCUAGUUGAACAUAAAUGCAUCGAACUUAGCGUCACUCCGAAAACGAGGAUCCCAGAAGAACAAGAGUUGAAUGCACUGCAAUAUCAGAAAUUGAUUGGCCUACAUCGGACAUUGCUACACGAACACCACGAUUUCUUCCUCGCCACGCAACAUCCGGUAGCUAGCGCAGCACUACGCCGCCUUCCCCUCAAGUACAGCAUGCUUGCGCGGAUGUGGCGUCACGGCAUACAAUCAUUUCUCGAACUACUCCGCAAAAGAUUACCCGGGUCGCGCGAGCACAUGCUCACAUUCAUAUACAUUGCAUACAGCACCAUGACACUCCUUUACGAAACCGUUCCUUUUUUCGUCGCAACUUGGAUUGAAUGCCUUGGAGAUCUCAGCAGAUACCGUAUGGCUAUCGAAGACGAUGAUAUACGGGAUCGUGAAAUUUGGACUUCGGUAUCUCGAAACUGGUAUUCUAAAGCUUCGGACCGUUCUCCAGAGGUUGGGCGGCUGUACCAUCACCUGGCUAUCCUCGCUAGACCUGAUCCUUUGCAACAGUUGUAUUACUACGGCAAAGCACUAAGCGUUCCGGUCCCCUUCCCGAGCGCUGGUGAUAGCAUAAUGACGCUCUUUAAUCCAGUCCUGGAAAGGUCCAGUCGCUUGGAUCGAUGCGACGAGGUGUUUAUCAGAGUUCAUGCUAUCCUGUUUUCUGGACGUAACCGCGAUCAACUUGAGGACGCUAAAGUGGAAUUCCUUGAUAUUCUCGACAGGAGUAUCGCAGAGAGGAAAAAAGAAUGGCUCCGUUCAGGGACCUACAUUGCUAUUUCCCUCAUUUGCUCACUUUUCGGUUAUGGCGCUAAUACUAACCCUCUUAAGCUAUCACUCCCAGAUAGUGUCUGCGAUGUGAGCGCUGCACCAAGUGGUAGCAGUGCAGCGAAAGCAAAGAAUGUCAUUGACGAGGAAACUGCCUCGAGAAAUUUUGACUUUGCGGCAUCAUUCGCCAUGCAGACAUGCAAUAUUGUCUUCCGGCGCAAAGCAGACAUCAACGUUCUUCCUUUCCUCCAUAUCAUGAUGCUCUUUCUACAUUAUGUGGCUCAGCAUGACAAAGCUAUGUCACUCAUUCAGGAUCAAGUCCCUUGGAGACGGAUAGUCGACGUGCUCAACGAAGCUCGCCCUGCGUUGUUAUCAAAGCCGAGGAUGGCGAAUAAAAGCUUCCCGCGACCGCCUCCCAACGAGCCUUUGCGCCCACUAUCAGAGGACUAUGCUUUGCGUGGGCUGGGACUCUCGAAAGACUACUUUCCCGAUGAUUGGUUCUCUAGCGAUAAACUCGAAGAAGAUGAAAAGAUGUUUGAGCCACCCUCUCUUGGAGAUGAGCGACGCCAACGGAUUCUCUGGCUUGGACGCCAGAUGUGCAACCUGGGAAUAUGGUUGGAAUGGGAGGAAAGCUCAAAGCGGUUUAUUGUCAAUUCUUCAUACGACAGAAACAUUGGUCUGCCUGUGGAGAGUUGA